AUGUGGUCCUAUUCAUGUGUAUUGUUGAAGUCCUUUAGUGGUCUAUCUUGGGCUUUGGGUAACACAGCGUGGCGAAGGUUGGUGAACUUAAAUAUCGCUUCGUGUAGGCCGACAAGACGUGGCUGUCGCGCUGGCUCUAACAAGGUGAGAAGUAUCAAAUCGAUUAUUAGUAGCCGAACCGAAGGGAAACUCCGUAGCAUUGAACAGUCUAUGCGAAUCAUGCCAAACAAAUUCGUGUGCCAGAAACCUCUAGCUCCGUCGAGAGUGUCCUUUGUUUUGUCACUGCCGCAUUAUUAUAUAACUGGCGGUCAAAUGGGUGCAAAUCUAAAGAAUCUUACUUAUAUCAAAUGCCAAAACCCAUGUACAGACACCGAACAGAGAGUCUCUCUACAGUUUGUCCCUAGUUUAUUGCUGACCAACGUUAUGUCAUUGGCCCCAAAGAUCGACAAGAUUUGUUCCUUUGUUAAACACGCCGAUCUUGACUUGUUAUGUAUUACAGAAACUUGGCUUCGCAAUACUAUAUCUGACAAUAUUAUUCAGAUUCCUAACUAUAAUGUAGUACGCAAAGACCAAGAAAGUGGUUCACAUGGUGGAGUUUGUGUCUUUGUUCACCACAAUAUUCAUUUUAAUAAUUUAGUCGAACUGCAAUCUCCAAAUUUAGAAGUAAUUUGGAUUAAAAUACGACCAAGACGUCUCCCGCGGUCAAUUUCAUGCAUCAUUGUCGGAAUAAUUUAUCACCCUCCUAAUUCUAAUAACUCAAUCCUGUCAGAGUACCUUUCAGAAUGUCUGACUACCCUUGAAGGAGACUUUCCCAACUGUGGAAUCAUAUUGACAGGCGAUUUUAAUCAAUUUAACACUUCGCCUAUUGCACGACAGUUCAAGUUUAAACAGCUCAUUAAAUUUCCAACUCGAGGAAAUAACACCCUAGACAAAAUCCUUACAAAUUUGCAUUCCUUUUAUAAAGAUGCAAAUUGUCUUUCGCCGUUUGGACUCUUGGAUCACUGCACAAUUACAAUUUUCCCGAAAGAAAGAAUCAAAACUAAGUCAGAACGCAUUAAAGUUUUAGUACGUGAUCGAAGGCCAAGUAAAAAAGAACAACUUGGCCGUUUUCUCUCGGGCGUCAAUUGGUCCAGUUUAUCAGUCGAUUCAGUCGAAAUCCAAGCUGCCAUAUUUAAUGAUUUGAUUCAGGUUGGACUUAAUAAUAUUAUGCCCGAGAAAACACGAGUUAUUCAUAGAAACGACGCUCCAUGGAUGACAACUUAUCUGAAAGAGCUCAUUGUUAAACGCCAAGCAGUCUGGGCACAAGGCAAUCAAAUGCUCUUCAAGUUCUAUCGUAACCGCGUUAAUAGGCAUCGCAAGCGGUGCAGGCAAACUUAUUAUAAUUCUAAAAUACGUCUUUUAAAGGACAGCAAGCCAAAACGAUGGUGGGACGAAGUUAAACGCAUUAGUGGCCACACCCCAAUGUCUGACAAUAAAGAUUUACUAUCCAUCCUUGCUCUUGAAAACAUGAAUAUUAAUGAUUCUUCUCAUGAUGAAAUUGCAAACUUUAUUAACGAUUCCUUUUUGGACCCACAGCAAUCAUAUGUGCCACUUGAUGAGUCUGAUAAAAUCCAGUAUGCAAGGCCAGCAUCUGGCUGUGAUGUAUUACAAGUGCAAGAAAUUGAUGUAUUUAUGAAAUUGAAAUCCCUUAACGCAAGCCAAUCCCCUGGCCCGGAUGGACAUCAACCUUGGUUACUCAGAGAAUUUGCAGAAAUACUGGUCUUCCCAAUUAGCCUAAUUAUUAACAACUCAUUUCAACAAGAAACAUUACCUCUUGGUUGGAAACAGUCAAACAUCACCCCCAUUCCUAAGGCAUGUCAAAUCACAAAUGUAAAUAAACACCUUCGUCCGAUAUCUCUAACGCCAAUAAUCUCGAAGGUGGCAGAGGAGUUUGUCCUUGAGAGGCAAGUUAGACCGGCCAUUUUGGAAAUCAUCGACCAAUUUGGAGUAGUACCCAAAUCCUCUACCACAAUGGCCUUAAUAUCUAUGAUACACCGCUGGGCACAGGCCACUGAUCAACCUGGAAAUUUAGUCCGAACAGUUCUAUUUGAUUUUAGAAAGGCAUUUGAUCUGAUAGACCAUAAACGACUCUCUGCUAAAAUCAGACAACUUAACCUCCCUCCUUAUACAAUAAAUUGGAUCUUGGAUUUCCUUACUGGCCGUAUGCAGCGGGUAAAAUUGAGGAACAAUUGCUUUUCGCAAUGGAGUGAGAUUAGCGCGGGUGUACCCCAGGGUACCAAGCUUGGUCCCUGGUUAUAUGUACUAAUGAUAAAUGACCUGACAACGUCACAUAGCGAUCCUUGGAAAUUUGUCAAUGACACAACUAUUUCGGAAAUACUGAAAAAAGGUCAACGCAGUACAAUUCAGUUAGAUGUUGAUGAUGUUCAAAAUUGGACUAUAACCAACCUAGCUGAACUAAACGAAGAUAAAAGUAAAUAA
Messenger RNA from Dendronephthya gigantea, 2478 nucleotides. RefSeq lists its product as uncharacterized. Bases 1 to 2478 code for a protein of 825 amino acids. The record is from RefSeq and is a predicted model, not a curated record. Gene Ontology annotation, molecular function: catalytic activity. NCBI's taxonomy places the organism in Eukaryota, Metazoa, Cnidaria, Anthozoa, Malacalcyonacea, Nephtheidae. The transcript has a single exon.